This is a messenger RNA of Nilaparvata lugens (brown planthopper), 1561 nucleotides long. RefSeq lists its product as uncharacterized. Bases 141 to 1010 code for a protein of 289 amino acids. NCBI's taxonomy places the organism in Eukaryota, Metazoa, Arthropoda, Insecta, Hemiptera, Delphacidae. The record is from RefSeq and is a predicted model, not a curated record. The transcript is spliced from 7 exons.
UCGUCAGUCAGCGACUCAGUGUUGUGCGGGAGUCUGGCCGUGACGGUUGGGUUUGUCGGACUGUGAUCGGACGACAAGUCGUCGUGGAAAAGUCGUCAUGAACACGACGUAGCACGUGUGCCGUGUCUCUCAAACAAGGCAUGGCGCCCGCAUUCAUUCUGUUCUUCAUCUUUUUCUUGUCGCUGGUGACUGUUGUCUUCGUUCCAGGCGCCCUUGGCGUCCAAAUCACCGCCUUGCGGGUACCAGCUUCGGUACGCAACGGCUCUGCAUCUGUGCUGCUGGACUGCGAGUACUCGCUUCGCCCGGACGAGACGCAGGCCGACUCAGGUCUGGUGGUUAAGUGGUUCUUCAACGCCACGCCGGCGCCCGUCUAUCAGUGGAUACGCGGCAACCGGCCGCAGGAGUUGGGUGUUCUUCGAGGAAGACUCAAGCUGGAUCACAAGGCUAGUCGGCACCCUGCUACUAUGCAUAGGGCGCUCUAUAUCCUCAACCCCACCACAGAUCUGUCCGGAGAGUACAAGUGUGUCGUCUCCACAUUCGAUGACGAGGAUUUCAUGAUCAAGACGAUGACAGUUUUUGUUCCAGAGAGGCGACUAGAGGUGAUACAGAGGAAGCCUAGCAUGGACAGUGUCAACGUGACAUGUCUAGCUGAGGGUGUGUCACCUGAGCCACGCCUUUCUUUGUACAUAGAACGGGAUAAGGGUACAAGAGUGCCUGUUCCCGGAGUAAAAGUGGCAACAACGGUGCGAUCGACGACGUUCGACGUUGCUGCGCAUGCGCUCAUAGCAGACGACACGCUCGAGACGCCGACUGUCUUCAGCUGCCAAAUGAAAAUUCCCAACGCCGAUUAUGUGCGAAGAAAAAACGUCGUCUAUUAUCCAGGCCAAAUGCUGCCAAGCUGUUUUUCAAUAGAAUGCUGUGGCUCAAUAAAGACUGUAGACCUCUUCUGGCUAGUUAUCAGUACAUUAUUACUGAUGAUGGUCUCAAAUCACAUAACAAAUGGAACGUGAAUGGUUGAGGAUCCCUACACGAGUAAUCAAGAACAUUUGUUCCUUCAAAAAUAUGACGACACCGACAACUCUCAAAUGUGAAUGAAAUUUCGAAGUGUAUGUUUUGCUCAUUGACAUUUUGAAAAAACAACAAAUUAUUUAUCACAAUGAUUGUACUUGAAGAACAGAUAAGCUCUGUUCAUCCAGUUCUAGAAAUCCAUUCAUCCAGUGAAGCAUACAUUGAUUCUGUGGAGUUUAUUGUAAUAAUGAGAGUUUGUUGACGAGAUAUAUUUUUGAUUUUCAAAGCAGAUUGGGAAAAAUAUUGAGUGGAAUCAAAACUCGUACCACGUAUUUGAAAUGUGAUUGUAUAGGAAUAGUGACAUUGUUCCGUCUCAGAAUUUAUAGAACUUUACCAGUAAUUUUCGAUUAAUUAUAAUCGAACUUGAUUCAUCUGUGUAAUAUUUUGUGAAUUUAAAAUCUUAUCAAGACCUCCAAGUUUUUAUUAGAAAAUGAAAACAUAUUUGAAUAUUUGAUGUAAAUAGAUUGUUGUAAAUAAAUUAUGAUAAAUCCGA